Molecule: messenger RNA, 294 nt
Organism: Meloidogyne enterolobii
Lineage: Eukaryota; Metazoa; Nematoda; Chromadorea; Rhabditida; Meloidogynidae
Source: the annotation of a GenBank genome assembly
UGGGACCGUACCGACAUUUUAAUCCAGGUUGGAAAACCCGAUGAGCGUGAGAAAGUGGCUGUUUUUGGAUGGGGAGCACAAGCAGCGGUACUCGAAGGAGCUGAAUUAAAUAAAUUCAUUCGAUUGACCAACAUGAUAGUUGUUCCUGAAGACAUCGGAAAAAGAGACACAUGGAAUGGAUCGAUAGAAUUUAAAUUAAAAUUUACAAGAAGCUCAACUUUAACAAUUGUCGAACAAGGGCAAAGUGCGGUGUCUCAGCAGAAUACAAAUAUGAUAGGUAGUUUAAAAUUUUAA